CGUCACGAUGUAAACGGGGCAUUAGUUCCUGUUUUGAAACCGUUUGCUCGCAUCAUGGCCGCAGUACGCAGCCUACGUGUUUCGGUAAAGCCAGACUGCUCAGGGUCGGAUUCAGACCGAGAUGCCCGCGAAUUUGAACCGAUGGAGGUGGAGGAGGGCGAACUCGAGGCAGAGGACAUCCCUGUUAACCGGUCCUUGAAUGAACUGCUGCCGGAGGCGAUUGAGAGGACGGAGAAGAGCGCAGAAAGGUUCCACUUCUGUGCAGAGGCCAACCCAGCCCAGAUUGUGGCGCUAGACAGAGACACCAUGAAGAAAGCCAUCCCUAACUUGCGUCUGGAGGCGCUGCACGUGGCGGGUGUGGAUGAUAUGAGCACCCAGGAUGUGUUUGGCUACUUUAAGGAGUACCCUCCAGCACACAUCGAGUGGAUCGACGACACCUCCUGUAACGUGGUGUGGCUGGAUGAUGUCACUUCCACCCGGGCUCUGAUCAACAUCAGCCAUGUGCCUGACCCAGAGGUGGUUACCAAAGAGACAGACGACACCAAAGAACUUGGCGAUCCCACCCAGGAGAGCAAGGCUCGAGGGCAAUCAGGUUCCGAUGAUGAUGAUGGAGAGGUGGAGGAGGAGCAAAAAGAGCCGGUGAAAGAGAACCGUGAGGAAAGUGAGGGAAAAGCCAGCGAGGGAGAGACUGAGAAGAAAACAGAACCUGAGAUCACCCAGGUGGACCUGCUGUCCCAGGCAGAGAUUGAGUCACUGCUCCGGAACGAUUUACGUCCAGCCACCAAACCCUUCAAGGGCAACAGACUCUUCCUGAGGUUGGCCACUCACGAUGAUAAGAAGGAGCUGGGUGCGGUGAGGAAGAGCAGAUAUUACAUGAAGUACGGCAACCCCAACUACGGAGGCAUGAGGGGCAUCCUCAGCAACUCCUGGAAGAGACGGUAUCACACACGCAGAAUUGUGAGCAAGAGCAAGAAACCUCUCAUAGGGGACAGCAUGGGGGACACACCGCCCUACAAACACAGCCACUCUGCUGACCUGAUCAACCUGCCAGAAGAACCAAUAGAGGAAGAAGAGGAUGAGGAAGAAGACAUGGACUCAGACGACAGGGUGGUGGAGUACAAGGAGAAGGGGGAAAGAGGGAGGGUGAGGGUGGGGGACCCAGUGGUGGCCCUGUGGAGUCGUUUGGGCAGACCCUCUUCCCCCUCGGUCUUGUCGGACUCAGACGAGAUGGACUAUGACUUGGAGCUCAAGAUGAUCUCCACCCCAUCUCCCAAGAAGAGCAUGAAGAUGACCAUGUACGCAGACGAGGUCGAGACCAACCUCAAGACUAUACGACACUCUGCUGUUCGGAGUGACAGCGGCAGUGGCAUCCGGAACAGGAUUGGUGGAGGAUCAGUGGGCGAGACCAAAAGCAGUGCGGUGGAGAAAGUGAUGGACGUGAGGCAGCUAUUGGAGGAGAAGAGACGUGGCCUAUCCCAGCACAAACAUGGCCACCCUGUGGCCAGCAUUGGAAAGACAGAUGUGAGGCAGCGGUUAGGGAAGAGGCCGUACUCUUCUGAGAGACGACACUCUGCCUCUCCCGUCGCCUCCCGAGACUCACCCCCUCCCCGACAGCCCAUCACAGAUGUGCACAGGCGACUGGGCGUGGUCAAACAAGACACCCGUCGCCUCUACCCUGAUUCGUCCAAAGACAGGAAAUCAAGUCGUCUGUGGAGCAGGCUCGGCCCCUCCUAUAAGGGCGAGGUUCCCGAGCGGAAGCCUCCCAGUCACGGAGCGGGUUCGGGAUCAACCAGCUCCAAGUUGGGGGGGCGAGGAGGAGAAGAUGUUGAGAAGGAGAACGACUCUGCACUGCAGAAGGUGUGGGGGGCCUUGAUCAAACAGAAGGAACAGCAGACCCACAAGAUGAAGAGGAGUCGGCUUGACAACCUGCCCUCGCUACAGAUAGAGGACAAUGACCCAACACACCUCCAGGCUGUGUAAGGGCUAUUUGACCAAGAAGGAGAGUGAUGGAGUGCUGCAUCAGAUGACCUGGCCUCCACAAUCACCCGACCUCAACCAAAUUGAGAUGGUUUGGGAGGAGUUGGACCACACAAUGAAGGAAAAGCAGCCAACAAGUGCUCAGCAUAUGUGGGUACUACCUCAAGACUGUUGGAAAAGCAUUCCAGGUGAAGCUGGUUUAGAGAAUGCCAAGAGUGUGCAAAGCUGUCAUCUAGGCAAAGAGUGGCUAAAUAUAUUUUGAUUUAACACUUCUUUUUUGUUACUAAAUGAUUCCAUAUGUGUUAUUUCAUAGUUUUGUUGUCUUCACUAUUAUUCUACAAUGUGGAAAAUAGUAAAAAUAAAGAAAAAUCCUUGAAUGAGUAGGUGUGUACAAACUUUUGACUGGUACUGUAUGUGUGUGUGUAUACCGUGAAAUGCUUGCUUACAAGCCCUUAACCAACAAUGCAGUUCAAGAACUAGAGUUAAGAAAUUAUUUACUAAAAAAAGUAAAUCAAAUAAUAAAACACAAUGACAUAACAAUAACGAGGCAAAUAUACAGGGGGUAACCAAAGUGUUAAACAAAUGAAAAUAUAUUUUAGAUUUUUCAAAAUAGCCACCCUUUGCCUUGAAGACAAAAACAUUUGAAACCCUGGAAUGAGUAGGUGUGUCCAAACCUUUGACUGGUACUAUAUAGAUAUACAUAAACGCAACAUGUGUUGGUCCCAUGAUUCACGAGAUGAAAUAAAAGAUCCCAGAAAUGUUGUUUACAUCCCAUUUAGUGAGCAGUUUAUUCUUUGAUAAGAUAACCCAUCCACCUGACAGGUUUGGCAUAUCAAGAAGCUGAUUAAACAGAAGGCUCAUUACGCAGGUGCACCUCGUGCUGGGGACAAUAAAAUGCCACUCUAAAAUGUGCAGUUUUGUCACAGCUCAAUGCUACAGAUGUCUCAAGUUUUGAGGGAGCAUGCACGAGGCAUACAGACUUUAGGAAAGUCCAACAGAACUGUUGCCAGAUAAUUUAAUGUUCAUUUCUCUACGAUAAGCCACCUCCAAGGUUGUUUUCAAGCAUUUAGCAGUACGUCCAACUGGCCUCAAAACCGCAGACUCUGUAACCACGCCAGCCCAGGACAACCACAUCUGGCGUCUUCACUUGCAGGAUUGUCUGAGACCAGCCACCCGGACAUCUGAUGAAACUGUGUUAGCACAACUGAAGAAUUUCUGCACAAACUGUCAGAAACAGUCUCAGGGAAGCUCAUCUGCGUGCUCGUCGUCCUCAGCAGGGUCUUAAACUGACUGCUGUUCGGUGUCGUAACUGACUUCAGUGGGCAAAUGCUCACCUUUUGAUGGCCACUGGCACGCUGGAGCUCUUAACGGAUGAAUCCUGGUUCAACUGUAUCGGGCAGAUGGUGUCGUGUGGGCGAGCAGUUUGCUGAUGUUAGUGUUGUGAACAGAGUGCAGCAUGGUGGCGGUAGGGUUAUGGUAUGGACAGGCAUAAGCUACGUACAACGAACACGAUUGCAUUUUUUCAAUGGCAAUUUGAAUGCACAGAGAUGCCGCGAUGAGAUCCUGAGGCCCAUUGUCAUGCCAUUCAUCCGCUGCCAUCACCUCAUGUUUCAGCAUUAUAAUGCAUGGCACCAUGUCGCAAGGAUCUGUACACAAUUCCUGGAAGCUUAAGGUGUCCCAGUUCUUCCAUGGCCUGCAUACUCACCAGACAUGACACUCAUUGAGCAUGUGUGAGACGCUCUGGAUUGACAUGUACGACAGUGUGUUCCAGUUCCCGCCAAUAUCCAGCAACAUCUCACAGCCAUUGAAGAGGAGUCGGACAACAUUCAACAGCCCACAAUCAACAGCCUGAUCAACUCGGUGUCAUGCUGCAUGAGGCAAAUGGUGGUCACACCAGAUACUGACUGGUUUUCAAAUCCACUCCCCCUACUUUUUUUUUAACGAUAUCUGUGACCAACAGAUUCAAAUCUGCAUUCCCAGUCAUGUGAAACACAUAGAUUAGAGCCUAAUGAAUUUUUCAAUAGACUGAUUGCCUUAUAUGAACUGUAACGCAGUCAAAUCUUUGAAAUUGUUUCAUGUUGUGUUUACUUUUGUUCAAUGUAGUUAUAGUUGAUAUAGAUUCUAAAGAAUUUGAAGUUAGCCUGAAUGUUUUAAAGUUGAUCUUGUAGCUUAAUUGGCCAAGGAGCAGGACAAUUUUGAACAGCUACCUCUGUAUUCCUGUGGUUCUCAUUCAAACCAUGUUAAUUUAUGCAAAUGUAAAAUGGUUAUAGUUCAAAAAGUGUAUAUAUAAACUCAUUAAAAAAAGAAAUGUCCUC
Messenger RNA from Salvelinus fontinalis (brook trout), 4292 nucleotides. RefSeq names its product nuclear cap-binding protein subunit 3-like. Gene Ontology annotation, cellular component: cytosol; nucleus. Gene Ontology annotation, molecular function: mRNA binding; RNA 7-methylguanosine cap binding. Bases 55 to 1980 code for a protein of 641 amino acids. The record is from RefSeq and is a predicted model, not a curated record. The transcript has 13 exons. Lineage: Eukaryota; Metazoa; Chordata; Actinopteri; Salmoniformes; Salmonidae.